GCGAACGAGGCGGGAGGCGGGGCCUGCGGCGCAGCCGAGGAGCCGCUGCCAUGGCGCUGAACCUGGACCGCGAGGCCUACUACCGCCGCAUCAAGCGUCUCUAUAGCAACUGGCAGAAAGGAGAAGAUGAAUAUGCCACCAUUGAUGCCAUUGUGGUCUCCGUCGGCGUGGACGAAGAGACUGUCUAUGCCAAGUCCACUGCCCUGCAGACGUGGCUUUUUGGCUAUGAACUCACGGACACCAUCAUGAUCUUCUGCGAGGACAAGAUUCUCUUCAUGGCUAGCAAGAAGAAGGUGGAGUUUCUGAAGCAGAUUGCAAACAGCAAGGGCAAUGAGAGCACCAAUGGGGUGCCAGCAAUCACAUUGCUUGUGCGGGAAAAGAAUGAAAGCAACAAGGCAAAUUUCGACAAGAUGAUCGAAGCACUGAAGGCCAGCAAGAACGGCAAGCGCAUUGGUAUCUUCAGCAAGGACAAGUUCCCCGGAGAAUUCAUGAACAGCUGGAACGACUGUCUCAACAAGGAAGGCUUCGAGAAGGUGGACAUCAGUGCCGUGGUGGCCUACACCAUUGCCGUGAAGGAGGAUGGGGAGCUUACCUUGAUGCGUAAAGCAGCUGUCAUUACUGCAGAGGUCUUCACCAAGUUCUUGAAGGAGCGGGUUAUGGAGAUUGUUGAUGUUGACGAGAAAGUACGGCACAGUAAGCUGGCAGAGUCAGUAGAAAAGGCCAUCGAGGAGAAGAAAUACCUCUCUGGGGCUGACCCCUCCACAGUGGAGAUGUGCUACCCCCCCAUCAUUCAGAGCGGAGGCCAUUACAAUCUCAAAUUCAGUGUUGUCAGUGAGAAGAACUACAUGCACUUCGGAGUGAUCACUUGCGCCAUGGGUAUCCGCUACAAAUCCUACUGCUCCAACCUGGUGCGCACACUCAUGGUGGACCCACCCCAGGAGAUGCAGGAGAACUAUGCCUUCCUGCUGCAGCUUCAGGAAGAGAUGCUCAAAGAACUGCGGCAUGGUGUGAAGCUGUGUGAGGUCUACGCUGCUGUCAUGGAUAUGGUGAAGAAGCAGAAGCCGGAGCUUUUGAGCAAAAUCACCAAGAACUUGGGGUUUGCCAUGGGCAUUGAGUUCCGAGAGGGUUCCCUUGUGAUUAACAGCAAGAACCAGUAUCGGCUCAAGAAAGGGAUGGUUUUCAGCCUGAAUGUGGGGCUGUCAGAUCUUAACAACAAAGAGGGGAAGAAACCAGAAGAGAAGACUUACGCACUCUUUAUUGGAGAUACGGUGUUGGUGGAAGAGGACGGUCCAGCUACCCUCCUGACAUCCGUCAAGAAGAAGGUCAAGAACGUCUCCAUUUUGCUCAAGAAAGAUGAUGAAGAUGAAGAGGAGGAAGAAAAGAAUGAGGCAGUAGACAUGCUUGGGCGUAGCUCUCGAACAGCUUUGCUAACAGAAAGGACUCGGAAUGAGAUGACGGCUGAGGAGAAGCGACGGGCGCACCAAAAGGAAUUAGCCACACAGCUCAAUGAAGAAGCCCGACGGCGACUGACAGAGCAGAAGGGAGAGCAGCAGAUCCAGAAGGCACGUAAGUCAAAUGUCUCCUACAAGAACCCAUCCCUGAUGCCAAAGGAGCCGCACAUCCGGGAGAUGAAGAUUUACAUCGACAAGAAAUACGAGACCGUCAUCAUGCCUGUCUUUGGCAUUGCCACGCCUUUCCACAUUGCCACCAUCAAGAACAUCAGUAUGUCUGUGGAAGGCGACUACACUUACCUGAGAAUCAACUUCUAUUGCCCAGGGAGUGCCCUGGGUCGUAACGAGGGCAAUAUUUUCCCCAACCCUGAAGCCACCUUUGUGAAAGAAAUAACGUAUCGGGCUUCAAAUAUAAAAACGCCUGGGGAACAGACUGUUCCAGCUCUCAACCUUCAGAAUGCCUUCCGCAUCAUUAAGGAGGUGCAGAAGCGCUAUAAAACACGAGAGGCCGAAGAGAAAGAGAAGGAGGGGAUCGUCAAACAAGACUCCUUGGUGAUCAACCUAAAUCGCAGCAAUCCCAAGCUGAAGGACCUUUACAUCCGCCCCAACAUUGCCCAGAAAAGGAUGCAAGGAUCUCUGGAGGCCCAUGUCAAUGGUUUCCGCUUUACCUCUGUGCGGGGGGACAAGGUGGACAUUCUGUACAACAACAUCAAACAUGCCGUGUUCCAGCCUUGUGAUGGAGAGAUGAUCAUCGUUCUCCACUUUCACCUGAAGAAUGCCAUCAUGUUCGGCAAGAAGCGCCAUACAGAUGUGCAAUUCUACACAGAGGUGGGCGAGAUCACCACAGACCUGGGCAAGCAUCAGCAUAUGCACGAUCGGGACGAUCUCUACGCUGAGCAGAUGGAGCGGGAAAUGAGACACAAACUGAAAACGGCUUUCAAGAAUUUCAUUGAGAAAGUGGAAUCCCUGACCAAGGAAGAACUGGAAUUCGAGGUGCCCUUCCGAGACCUGGGAUUCAACGGCGCCCCCUACAGAAGCACCUGCCUGCUCCAGCCAACCAGCAGUGCCCUGGUGAAUUGUACAGAGUGGCCGCCAUUUGUGGUGACGUUGGAUGAGGUGGAGUUAAUUCACUUUGAGCGUGUGCAGUUCCACCUGAAGAACUUCGACAUGGUCAUCGUCUACAAAGAUUACAGCAAGAAGGUCACCAUGAUCAAUGCCAUCCCCGUGGCUUCGCUCGACCCGAUCAAGGAGUGGCUCAACUCUUGUGACAUUAAAUACACAGAAGGGGUGCAGUCCCUUAACUGGACCAAAAUCAUGAAAACCAUCGUGGAUGACCCAGAAGGCUUCUUUGAGCAAGGUGGCUGGUCCUUCCUUGAGCCUGAGGGCGAGGGAAGCGACGCCGAAGCUGGGGAGUCUGAAUCUGAGAUAGAGGACGAGACGUUUAACCCCUCUGAGGAUGAAUAUGAGGAGGAGGAGGAGGACAGCGACGAAGACUAUUCUUCUGAAGCAGAAGAAUCAGAUUGCUCCAAGGAGUCCCUGGGCAGUGAGGAAGAAAGUGGGAAGGACUGGGAUGAGCUGGAGGAAGAAGCGCGGAAAGCUGACCGGGAGAGCCGGUAUGAGGAGGAGGAGGAACGGAGCCGCACCAUCAGCCGUAAGAGGAAGAGCCAGAGUUCCAGCCAUAAUCGCAGUUCCCACAGCCGCAGCCCUGGCCGAAGCUCUGGUCCCCCCAAGAAGAAGAGGAAGUAGAUUCUGAACUCUCUAGCCUUCCUCCCCCCCCCCACAAGCCAAUCCUUAGGGGGGUUAGGGCUUUGAGGCCUCAUCCAGCAGCCAAGAUUUAUGGCAUGGGGGUGGCCGGCCCCUCCCCACCAACUUUUCAUCUUUCCCCCACUCACACACCCUCACUGUUUUCCGUUUCUCUGGGGAAAUAUAUAUGUAUAUUAUUAUUUGGGGUGGGGGAGUUCAGCUUUUUGUUUCGUUCCUUGAGCCUUUUCUGACCAUUUGUACGGACCAAUCAGCUGUGAGAGAAUUCCGGGCCCUGCUUUUUUUUGUCACCAUGGACAUGCAACUGCCGAGGAGGAUGAGAGGGGCACGGGGUGGGGGGCAGGCAGUGUUGGGCGAGGCUCAGGAAUGGGGUGUCAGCGAUGUGCUUCUCUGCACUUCCCACCUACCCUUUCGAUCACCUUCUUCUUUCCCUCCCCCCCCCCCCAAGUGGGUCUGCUGACUUUGAAUCCUCUCCCCACAGCUCCCUUCUCUCCUGGACUACCCAUAUCUUUAUUCUCAGACUGAUUGGAGCAGGGUGGGCUUGUUAGCUUGAGAUUUGCUCCCGAGUAAGAACAGGCGCUUCAGUGAAGCGAUCCCUGGUGCUGGUGGGCAAAAGAGGGUGCUCGCUUCUGUUAAGUGUCUCGAAGCAAAACCCUGUGGAGGGCAGAAGAAUUGACCUCAAAACAGUAAUGGGGAGUGGGGGAGAGGCACACGAGAAAAGGGCUCAUGCUUUUUUUUUUGGUUUUGUCAGGCCCUGUUCGUAUUUAUCUGUUUUAUCAGUCAGGUCUCCAGUGAGCAAGUGUUUUAGGAUGGGGAGGAGACAGGAGGGGUUGAAUCCAUUGCUUGCCCUCUGCCUCCCUUGUUUUCCUUCUGGGGGAAGGGUCAGCGAUUCAGGGGUGGGGGGGAGAGCUUUCUCAGAUCCUCUUUUUUUCGUAGCCGUUAGCACUCGGUAUUUUUGACUUUGGAAAAAUUGAUCAAUAAAAAUGUUUUUUUUAA
Eublepharis macularius is the source of this 4208-nucleotide messenger RNA. It is a transcript of the gene SUPT16H, whose product is annotated as SPT16 homolog, facilitates chromatin remodeling subunit. Gene Ontology annotation, biological process: transcription elongation by RNA polymerase II; positive regulation of transcription elongation by RNA polymerase II. The record is from RefSeq and is a predicted model, not a curated record. The coding region runs from base 51 to 3197 and encodes 1048 amino acids. Gene Ontology annotation, molecular function: nucleosome binding. Gene Ontology annotation, cellular component: FACT complex. NCBI's taxonomy places the organism in Eukaryota, Metazoa, Chordata, Lepidosauria, Squamata, Eublepharidae. The transcript is spliced from 26 exons.